This is a messenger RNA of Paramacrobiotus metropolitanus, 3469 nucleotides long. Its product is annotated as exocyst complex component 7-like. The transcript is spliced from 20 exons. The record is from RefSeq and is a predicted model, not a curated record. Gene Ontology annotation, molecular function: phosphatidylinositol-4,5-bisphosphate binding. The coding region runs from base 300 to 3218 and encodes 972 amino acids. NCBI's taxonomy places the organism in Eukaryota, Metazoa, Tardigrada, Eutardigrada, Parachela, Macrobiotidae. Gene Ontology annotation, biological process: exocytosis. Gene Ontology annotation, cellular component: exocyst.
CGUUUGUUUUCUUUUUUUUUUCACAACUUCUGAAAUUUACCACAACAAAAAUAAUUUAAGUUACAGCUGAUUAUACUAAACUGCAUGGCAUGCAUACUUUUUUUCUGGUUACAGACUUCAGACUGUUAGCUUUGGCUGGAAAUUCGUUGUGUAGUAAUUGAUGAAAUCAAUCAAAUCUUUGUAGUAAGCCGAACUGGUGUUGGAUUCAACGAAAUGAGUUGACUUCCGAGUAUCGUGUCGAACGGUAAACAUCUGCCCUCCGUGAUGGUUUUCUUGGUCUGUUGAGUGUUUAUCCAACCAUGAAUUCGGAACAGAGCGUGAAAGCCCCCUUCAGUCGUCCCAGCCUGCCCCUCUCCGCGACUCCACAGAUUUCUCUGUCGCGUCGGCGCUCCUCCACCAAAGACCAUGACAAACUGCCCUUCGCAUCACCCAAUGCGUCGGGGGAGAAGGAAUACGGCGGCCCCAACCCCUCGGACCCUUACGCUCUUCAAGAGACCCUGCGCGCCCUCGCCCCGGAGACCUCCGACACCGCCGAAGUGUACUGGCUGCCCAUCGCUGUGGCGCAACUGGGCAUGCGCGCCGCCAAUGUGCCCCGGAUGGGCUUGCAUCCCCACCAGCGUGUGGGGGGCAGCGGGGAGAGCGAGGGCACGGUGGAUCGGAAACGCGCGCUGCCCAGUGCAUGGCAUCAUGCGGCCAAGACGGAGGAGAAGCUGUAUGAUUUGCAGUUCCAGUCCAAGAACGCGUCGGUGAUGGAGGAUGCGGUGGACGCCGGGGGGAAGAUGGGGGGCGCCUUCGAGUGGGAAGAGGAUGACGAGGAUCUGCAGGAGUUGUUGGAUGAUUUGAAGGUGGUGGGAUUUAAUCGUAAUUUUCGACGGGGAAAGGAGAGACGGUCCAAGCGGUUCACCAGUGCACUGGAGCAGGAGAUUGCUGAGCGGAAUCAGCAUUUGCGGACACGAAUGGAGCAGAUGAAUGCCCGUGUGAAGCGUUUUGAGAAAGGUUUCGAAGCACUGGACUCGUUGGCUGUUCGAAUGGAUACGCUAGCAGAAUCUUCCAAGUUGCGGGUGCAGUUUCUAGAACAGUGUCUUGUUCCGUUAUACAAUGAAUCUGCCCGUCAUCAAAUAUGCAAAAACAAUGCGGAGCGGGCUAUCGAAGCCAUUGACGCUGCUUUGUAUCAUUAUAAAGUUCCGGAGCAGUUAUCGGCCGUGAUUCAAGCUGGUCCCGUAAAAAAUUUGCCAGCCUAUUGUGCUGCACUGGAGAAAGUCAAAGCAUCAGCCGAUUUUUUUGCCGAUUUCAACACGUCAACGCCUGAAUACGAGCAAGUGUCGGGUUUAUACAGAACUGGCCGUGAGAAUUUAAUCAAAGAAUUCCGUGAACUGCUGCGCAUGCACAGCAAGCCCGUUCCGGCCGUAAUGAUCAAAGACGCCAUCGUUCUUAAUCUUCGUGAUCCCAGUGUUAGCCAUGAAUUGGCCCACUUCGCCGAGUCUGCUCAUAAUGAUUUGAAGUUAGUGACGCAGUGGUUCCUGAAAACCAACGAUCAGUAUGACUUCAUGGAGGUGUAUGCCAAUUUCCGUUCCGGAACGAUGAUCGAUGCGCUCGAACAAUUUCGUACAUUCUACAAGGAUAACCUGUCGUCCAAUGAGUUGGGUGGUGAUCUGGACGUGGAUCGAAAAAGUCUAAAUAUUUCCAUGGGAAAGACGUCCGGCCACUCGGGUGACGCUCAGUCGCGGAUCGGUUAUGACGAUGAUUCGCGCAGUUUGGCCACUGUUGGAGACGAUUCACAUAAUCCGCGCACGGGGACACUGAAGCGGGCUAUGAAAAGCACACCCCGAAAGAAGGCGGCGCAGGCUGGGACUGGCACGGCGUCGCUUUUCCGCAAGUUCAGAAAGCUCAAACCAAAUUCCGCCAAGAAAGCUACUGGGGUGCAUGUUGGGAUUGAUGAAGAAACGUAUCAACAAGUGGAAGUGUAUAUGGCACUGGUGUCGGCAUUUCUCAAACUUGUUGAGAGCGAAGUAAGUUUAAUGUACGGCAUUAUACCCAUUGAGCAUAUGCGGGAAGUUUUCGAUCGGAUUAUUAAACAGCCUAUGGAAAGGUUCGAGAAGAUGGGCAAGGAUUUAGCUGGAAAAAUUAUGCACCAUGUUCAAAACGGAGACUUUUCUGCCGUUCUUCUUUUGCUGCAAAUUUUGGAACAUUUCCAAGAUUUGCAGCCGUUAUUUAAUGGAGCUUUGGAGGGAUGCACACAGCAGACGCAGCACAACUGGAUCAAUGUUCAUCUGGUUUUCCGCUCAGCGGUUAUUCGAACUAUGGAUGGGUUUUUAGCAUCUAUUAAGCAAAGCAACGAUCGGGGACUUCCGCCAGAUGGCAGCAUUCAUGAGUUGACUACAAAUACGAUUGCGUUUUUGUCUAAUCUGGUGGAUUAUCGCCCAUUAUUCGACGCCUUGACCGCCGACGAAGGUGCAAAAAAGGAUGGGAAAGCCGCUGCCAGUGCCGUCGCUAAUGCUCCAUAUGCUAAACAAGGCGCCUUCCAUAUCAGUCACAAUUUUCCGCAGUAUCUUAAUUUCGUUGUGACGCACUUGCUGGCUAAUUUAACCGUGCGCUCGGAGAAUUACAGCGAUUACACAUUAAAAGCCAUUUUCCUGUUAAACAAUACAACAUACAUGUACAACUACUUGAAACAAGCUGGAAUAAUUGAGGUUAUGAAGGAGGAUAACCCCAAUAUUGAUAAACUUAUUGGCGGACGCACUGUUGAGCAGCGCAAAGCAUAUAUGGAAUGCUGGAAUGUGCUUUCUCGUUUACUUACCGAGGCCAUUGGAGAUGCUGGCCUGCUGCGCACGCCCGCUGCUAACGACUUGUCGCUGAAGCAUUCUACCACCAGUGAUUACAACAUUAAGUUGAAACCCAAAGAUCGAGAUGCCAUUAAGGAGCGAUGCACGGCUAUUAUUAAAGAGCUUCAGCAACAAGCCGCAAAACAGGAGAAAUACAGCGUGCCGGAUACCAAUCUUCGUCUAAGCUUACAGCAACAAAACCGGGAUACAAUUUUAUCGUUAUAUACCACGUAUCGUGAAAGAUACAGCCACAUUCCUUUCACGACUCAUCAUGAGAAGUACCUGCCCUACACCGCUGCCCAAGUGUCCAAUAUGUUGGAACACUUUUUCAGCCAGGAUGCAUUUUCAUCCGCUUUACACAGUGCCAGUCAGACCUUCCGAAUCGAUGACGCGUAAUUUUACGAUCUUUUUGCUUUAUACUUUGUACUUGCGCUGCACAUGCCGCCCGGUGUGUUUUAGUAUUUAUUACUAAGAUUCGUUUGCCUUGACUUCUUUAGCCAUGAACAUACAAGUUUUCUUAGAAUGUUUAAGUUUUUCAUUGGUUCCUUGACAAUUCUGUGAUGCUUACGAAAACCCGAACCGUUUUCUUUCCCGAACCAUUUCGAGUUUGUGGUGUAGUGAUAGAAAAUUAAAGAUGCCUACGCAGA